AUGGCUCUCAAGACUAUUGGCGCUGCUGCGGCAGUAGCUCUUGAUAAAGAGCUCAUGAGCACUGGGGCAUUCUCCAUCGACCAGUUGAUGGAGCUAGCGGGACUCUCUGUCUCCCAAGUUGUGUAUCGAGUUCAUCCUCCUCAUAAAGGCAAGAGGAUUCUGGUCGCCGUUGGCCCCGGCAACAAUGGAGGCGACGGGCUGGUUGCGGCGAGACAUUUAAGGCAUUAUGGCUAUCAGCCUACGAUCUACUAUCCGAAGCGGGGAAAGAAUGAGCUAUAUCAGCGCCUUGUAAAACAACUCGAAGACCUCGAAGUGCCCUUCACCGACGACUUCCCUGCUGCCUUACAGUCAGCCGAUCAUGUGAUCGAUGCCGUCUUUGGCUUUAGCUUUUCAGGAGAAGUCCGCGAGCCCUUCCCAGCCGUGAUCAACGCCAUGGCAGAGGCCAACGUACCCGUCACCUCUGUCGACGCUCCAUCAUCCUGGGACAUCGAAAACGGUCCACCGAAGUCUGGCGUGGGCAGCAACUUCCAUCCUGAUGUCCUCGUCAGUCUGACGGCGCCGAAGCCAUUGGUCAAGUACUUUAAGGGUCGGCACUUCAUUGGUGGGAGAUUCGUCACCCCCGCAAUCGCCAAAAAGUAUGGCUUCGACCUGCCGCCAUACGAAGGGCUGGACCAGGUCGUCGAAGUGGAUCCGGACGGUAAACCGGUGAAGCUUUGA
This is a messenger RNA of Thermochaetoides thermophila DSM 1495, 717 nucleotides long. RefSeq lists its product as uncharacterized. Bases 1 to 717 code for a protein of 238 amino acids. Gene Ontology annotation, molecular function: NAD(P)HX epimerase activity. NCBI's taxonomy places the organism in Eukaryota, Fungi, Ascomycota, Sordariomycetes, Sordariales, Chaetomiaceae. The transcript has 7 exons. Gene Ontology annotation, cellular component: mitochondrion. The record is from RefSeq and is a predicted model, not a curated record.